This is a messenger RNA of Hydractinia symbiolongicarpus, 3760 nucleotides long. RefSeq names its product alpha-mannosidase 2C1-like. The transcript has 33 exons. Gene Ontology annotation, biological process: oligosaccharide catabolic process; mannose metabolic process. Gene Ontology annotation, molecular function: carbohydrate binding; alpha-mannosidase activity. The record is from RefSeq and is a predicted model, not a curated record. Bases 139 to 3309 code for a protein of 1056 amino acids. Lineage: Eukaryota; Metazoa; Cnidaria; Hydrozoa; Anthoathecata; Hydractiniidae.
AUGGACAGAAUUUUUUUUCUUAAUUUUGUGCUUUCAUUUGAACUUACAUUCUUUAUAAAACAUUUCAUAUUCUCUAUAUAUUAAACACAUGUAAUUUAGUAAUUCAAUAUCACAAAUUGGAUAUUAAUACACUGUAAGAUGAAUGAGAUACCAAGAAGACCUAGAAUAAAAAACAAAAGAAUACUAUCAGAACGUAUAGAGAAGUUCAUUUCACCACUAUACUUUGCAGAUGUCAAUCUUUAUAGCAAGUUAUAUUCACACAAGCAAAGCGUUAAAUCCAUACUACAUUACCAUGCUCCUGGUAGAAUUUCAUUUGAAGAAGUUCAAAAAUCAUUGGACCAAUUCACAGAAACAUCUCUAGGCCAAAGUUUUGGACCAACUUGGUCUACGCAUUGGUUUAAAAUUGAUGUUGAUUUGAGUGUAGAAUCUGAGUGGAAGGGUAAAGAAGUGCACUUGCGAUGGAACUCUAACUCAGAGGCUAUGAUAUGGAUAGAUAAUGACCCAAAACAGGGCUUAACUGGAGGUGAUGGACAAACAAGAACAGAUUAUAUACUAACAAAAUUAUGCACUGGAACAGAAAGAUUUACUGUUUACAUCGAGAUGGCAGCAAAUGGAAUGUUUGGUGCUGGCAAAGAUGGAAUGAUAAAUACACCUGAUCCUAACAGAUCGUUUUGUUUAGGCAUGGUUGAGAUCGCAGCUAUCGAUCGUAAUAUUUAUUCAAUAAUAAAUGACUUAAAGAUAAUCAUUGAUAUGGCCCAGAAUCUAGAUGAAGAUUCGGAUGUUGGAUGGCAUGCAUUGCAAAUUGGUUGUGAUGUAGUAAAUUGUUUUCAACCAAUAAAGGAGGAUUCUAUAUUAAGAGCGAAAGAAUUAUUGGACAAAUUUUUUAAAGACAAUGGUAGUAACCCUGCUGGACCAAAUGCCUGUAAUGUACAUGCAAUUGGUCACUGUCAUAUAGAUACAGCUUGGUUAUGGCCAUAUGCUGAAACAGAAAGAAAAUGUGCACGAAGUUGGUCAUCAGUGAUUGGUUUAAUGGAUAGAUAUCCAGAAUUUAAGUUUGCUUGUUCUCAGGCAGUUCAAUUUCAAUGGGUAAAAACGAAAUAUCCGUCUUUGUACCAGAAAAUAAAGAAAUGUGCAUUAAAGAAUCAGUUUUUACCAACUGGUGGUACCUGGGUUGAAAUGGAUGGAAACAUACCAAGUGGUGAAAGUUUUAUGAGACAAUUUUUGUAUGGACAGCAUUUUUUUAAAAAAGAAUUUGGUCACAUUUGUGAUGUUUUUUGGCUUCCAGAUACAUUCGGAUAUUCAUCACAACUUCCUCAAAUUAUUCGACAAUCUGGAAUCAAAUAUUUUCUAACGCAGAAAAUCAGUUGGAGUCUUGUGAAUAAAUUCCCACACAAUUCAUUUCAAUGGCAAGGUAUCGAUGGAACAAAAUGUUUAACUCACUUCCCUCCUGCUGACACGUAUGAAUCGUCUGUAACUUUCAAAGAUGUACUAAAAACACGUGAUCAAAACAAGGACAAAGGUGUGGUUUCAGAUGGCAUGCUGUUGUUUGGUUACGGAGAUGGCGGUGGUGGUCCAACUGAAGAUAUGAUUGAGAACGUUAACAGAAUGGGUAAUAUAUCUGGUUUACCUCGCAUUGAACACUCUGAUCCAACAAAGUUUUUUAACACACUGGAACACAGCGCUCAUUUACUUCACACAUGGGUUGGAGAAUUAUACUUGGAGUUACAUCAAGGUACAUUUACAUCGCAAGCAUUGAUAAAGAAAAGAAAUCGUCAAUGCGAAUUCCUUCUACGCAAUACAGAACUUUACAACACAUGGGCUCUACUGAAAUCUCCAGGUGCAAAACUUGCAUCAACAAGUUGUGUUAGUGAUGAGUGGAAAAAAGUUCUUUUGAAUCAAUUCCACGAUGUCUUACCAGGAACCUCCAUCAAACAGGUUUAUGAUGAUGCAAAAGACAUAUAUAAAGAAGUCAUUAAAAAUUGUACAUCCAUUUUGAUUGAUUGCUACAAAGUUUUAUUUAAUCUAAAUGAUGAAACAGUAAAGGACAAAACAGUACUACUCAAUUCAAACUCAUGGAAGCGACAUGAAGUAGUGGUGGUAGAUAACAAGUACAAAUUUUCAAGUUCUAUUAAAAAACAACCACUCCACGAUGCAACAUCGUCCGCUAUUUUGGUUAAUGUUCCGAGCAUGGGAUUCUGCUCUCUCGACGAGAAUGUAGAGAGGUCGGAUCAUGUUGCUAUAAACCAGGAUUCCACUUUACAAACAAUCACGCUGGAAAACGAUCAGUUAUUAGCAGUGUUCAAUCAGUGCGGUCAGGUGACGUCAUGCUUGCUGAAGAAGAAUAAAAGGGAGUGUAUCUCGGCUGGUUGCUAUGGAAACACUUUUACAAUGUUCACUGAUAUCCCCCUGUUUUGGGACGCGUGGGAUGUCAUGCCUUACAAUGAAGAAACCAGGGAAAUCAUUCAGAAGUGUACGAGCAUGAGGAUAUUAGACCAAGGUCCUCUUCGUGUCAGUUUUGAGGUCUCAUUAAAGCUCAGUGAGAAAAGUACUUUAACACAAAUUAUAAGUCUUGACGCAUGCGCAGACUUCAUACGUUUUGAUACACAGGUUGAUUGGUAUGAAAAUCGUCGUCUAUUGAAAGUUGAGUUUCCGUUCAACGUUCAUACUGAGUACGCGACAUAUGAAGUACAAUGUGGACACUUACGUAGACCGACGCACGGCAACACGUCAUGGGAUUGGGCUAAACAAGAGGUAUGUGGCCACAAGUGGGUCGAUGUUUCAGAGUAUGACUUUGGUGUUGCUGUACUCAACGAUUGCAAAUAUGGGUUUUCAACUUAUGGAAGUACACUUCAAAUGUCGUUGCUAAGAUCACCAAAAGCACCAGAUGAUAAAGCAGACAUGGGCAAACACUCCUUUUCUUAUGCAGUUCUUCCGCAUGCUGGUUCAUUUCAAGCAGCUAAUGUUAUUCGGAAAGCGUAUGAUUUCAACAAUCCUAUUAUUCCCGUCUCGACUUGUAGUAGUGUUCCAUCCGCAUCCUUUCUUAAAAUCGACAACCCUGCCGUUAUAAUCGAAGCUGUAAAAAUGGCUGAAAAAAAUAAGGACCAUGUAAUUAUUCGAUUAUAUGAGUCGUUUGGGAGUCAAAGUAAGGCUACAUUGACGUCGCAUUUCCUAUUUAAACAAUUCUUCAGAGUGAAUAUUUUGGAAGAUAAAGCCGAUAAAGAAGACAACGAUUUAUGUUUCAUAAAUGAGCAUCAAUAUUCGUUCACCAUGAAACCUUUUGAAAUUUUGACGUUGUGUUUUACAAUCUAGCCAAAAUAUACGAUACGAUUUUUUACCCCGUAUACGUAGCCAAUCAGAUUACUAAUAAAUAGCGAUGGCCAAUCAGAUCACUUAGAAAUACAGUACAUCGCUUGCAGCAUAUUAAAGCAAAACUUAAUGAAAAUCACACAAGCGAUAAAAAAAAUGUCCUAAAAAUCUCCGUCACAUUUUGCGCUCAGGCGCUUAGAUCUGGUUUCGAGAAAUCCACCUUUAAACAUGUUUUUUAACAUUCACACGAUGUCGUAUGAAAAUUAGCCAAUGUAAAAAAAAUGAAAAAAUAAUUUUGUGAGUUGUCUAAUUUUAUCACUUUUUUUUCAUUUAUUCUCUGUUAUAUUGCUGUAGUUUUAGCGAAUAUGUCCACAGAUUUAAAAUGGUAGCUACAAUUAUGGGAGAAUUCAGAAGUUUAUUUUUAUUUGAGGAGAUGAAAUGAAAGUUCUAUUUC